UGUACAAGCACUUUUACACUUGUGUUGGUCUUCUUUAAACCCACUUUCAUUAAUUGCCUAUAAUUAAGUCAUCGAACUGUGUGUUUUGUCGGUAUUUGUUUGAUUAUGGGGUUGCAGGGAUUGAGGGAGAAUUAGAGUUGGAGUUUACCGGCGGCGGAUUGGUGGCAGAAUGGAGCUCGAGAUGGCGGACAUGGAAGCCCAAACUCAGGCGGUCAAGGAGAGAGAAAGUCCGGGCAUCUUCAAGAAAGCGAAUCGUCUAGUUUCAUUGAAGUUUGAGGAUGUUGUUUACAAGAUUAAAAUCAGACAGGAAGGAUGUAUGAAGAAUUCGAAAACAGAAGAGAAAUUAAUCUUGAAAGGUAUAUCUGGUAUAGUGUUUCCCGGAGAAUUGCUAGCCAUGCUAGGUCCAUCAGGCAGCGGCAAAACAACUCUACUGACCGCCUUAGGAGGUCGACUAGGUGGACGUCUCGGUGGAAGCAUAACAUACAGUGGAAAGCCAUUUUCGAACGCGAUGAAGCGAAAUACGGGCUUUGUUACACAAGAUGAUAUCCUAUAUCCUCAUCUCACCGUGACAGAAACACUCGUGUAUACUGCACUUUUAAGAUUGCCUAAUAGUAUAAGCGGAAAGGAAAAGGUCAAUCAUGCCGAAGCUGUGAUAUCUCAGCUUGGAUUAUCGAGAUGCAGGGACAGCAUAAUAGGCGGUCCGCUUCUGAGAGGAGUCUCUGGGGGUGAGCGAAAACGUGUUAGUAUUGGGCAAGAAAUGCUUAUUAAUCCAAGUUUAUUGUUUCUUGACGAACCCACAUCAGGCCUUGAUUCGACAACAGCUCAAAGGAUUGUCCACACAUUGUGGGAAUUGGCUAAUGGAGGUAGAACGAUAGUUAUGACAAUUCACCAGCCAUCGAGUAGGCUUUUUUAUAUGUUUCAUAAGGUCCUAUUGCUGUCUGAAGGCAAUCCUUUGUAUUUUGGGAAGGGCUUGGAAGCUAUGGAUUACUUCUCGAGUAUCGGGUUUCGUCCCUCUGUUGCUAUGAAUCCUUCAGAUUACCUGUUAGAUCUUGCAAAUGGAGUUUCAACCAAUGACUCUCGGGAAGAUCAAGCCGCCAUUAAGCAA
Olea europaea var. sylvestris is the source of this 1105-nucleotide messenger RNA. RefSeq names its product ABC transporter G family member 9-like. The record is from RefSeq and is a predicted model, not a curated record. The annotation marks the transcript as partial. The transcript is spliced from 3 exons. Gene Ontology annotation, molecular function: ATP binding; ABC-type transporter activity; ATP hydrolysis activity. Lineage: Eukaryota; Viridiplantae; Streptophyta; Magnoliopsida; Lamiales; Oleaceae.